Molecule: messenger RNA, 3141 nt
Organism: Sebastes umbrosus (honeycomb rockfish)
Lineage: Eukaryota; Metazoa; Chordata; Actinopteri; Perciformes; Sebastidae
Gene: rph3aa
Product: rabphilin 3A homolog (mouse), a
Exons: 18
Coding region: 580-2355 (591 amino acids)
Biological process (GO): intracellular protein transport
Cellular component (GO): membrane
Molecular function (GO): small GTPase binding
Source: RefSeq, a predicted model, not a curated record
GCGGGUUACCUUCUCGACACGACCGUUGACUAGACUUCAGAGCUGUGUUACUAAGAAUUUCUUCCCGCCUGAAACACCUGAAUGUAAUUAUUGCGCCGCCGCCUGGUGUGAAUUUAGAGUCGAACUUUCCUUCACUUCUCUGGAGUCCACAUGCCAGCAGGAACAGCAACACUCUGCCAUUUUAACCCAAAUUGUGGUUGAUUACUGGGAACCAUGGCGAGGUGUGGAGGGGACAGAGACGGCCUUAAGUUCACUUUGCCAGCAAUAGUGACAUCACCAUUUUGUCUCCUGGUGAUGAGAUGAGAGUGGACGGAUUUAGUUAAACAGAGAAAGAGAGAGAGAGAGGAGGGAUGGAGGGAGGAGAGAGAGAGAGAGAGAGGAGAGAGGGAUGGAGGCGGAGCGAGGCUUUUACUCCAGUGUGUGUUGAGGAGGCUGGCAGUGAGGAGGAGAGUACCGGAGAGGAUGCUGGAUGCUGAGACGGAGCUGUUACACUUUCUGUCUCACUGAAGCUGCUCUCAUCCUCACGGAAAGAAAACAACAACAACACAUCUGUUUGGAAGCCUCAGGAUCGGGUGGACGAUGAACAUGUCAGGCGGCCCCCCAGGGGAGGAGCUCACGGAUGAGGAGAAGGAGAUCAUCAACGGCGUACUGGCUCGUGCGGCCAUGAUGGAGGCCACGGAGCAUAAGAGGAUUGAGCGUCUCUCCAGCCGCCUGAAUAACAUCAAGCAGACGGCGUGCGGUGACGGGCAGUCGCACUGUCUGCUGUGUGGGGCGUCGUUCGGACCACAGGGGGUCACAGCUGUCCUCUGUGUGCAGUGCAAUAAACACAUGUGCAGCAAAUGUGGGAUUUCGAGCAACAGCAGGACGAGUCCUAUGUGGCUGUGCAGAAUCUGCAAUGAACAGCAAGAGGUCCAGAAGCGUUCAGGAGCCUGGUUCUUCAAGGGAAGAGUCCAUCAGGGUCUGCCUGCCCCCCUCCCUCUGUCCAGAUCUCGACAGUCCAGCAUCGAGAACAGUUCUGGUCCAGGAGACCUCGACGGACCACAGGAACCUACAACACAUCAUCGGGGAUAUGAGCCACAGCAGCAGCAGCAGCAGCAGCAGCAGCAGCAGCAGUCGUCCUGUGGAUCAGAACAAUGGGAGCAGACAGCAAGAACAACAGCUGACAGCUAUAAUGAGAGUCCGUCCUGUCCAGCAGCUGUAAUGAAGACUGAGAGACAUGUGUUAGCCUCCAAACCACCUCGAGCCGUCGCGCAGCAGGUCGCCCCCACCUCAGAUGUGGAGACCCCUCCAGCUGUGGAGGAAAAAAGACAACCUGUUGUCUCCGGCUCCAUUUCAUCACCUGUUCCUGCAGCCAGAAUGAAUGCAGCGGUCAACAACACCGCCCCCCCACGACCCCCACCGGAUCGAACAGAAGAAGAGGACGACUACGACUCAGACGACGCCACCACUCUGGGAUCUCUGGAGUUCAGCCUCCUCUACGAGCAGGAGAACCACGCCCUCCACUGCUGCAUCGUUAAAGCCAAGGGUUUAAAGCCGAUGGACUCAAACGGACUCGCUGACCCGUAUGUGAAGCUGCACCUCCUACCCGGAGCCAGUAAGUCUAACAAGCUUCGCACCAAGACACUUAAAACCACUCUGAACCCGGUGUGGAACGAGACGCUGGUCUACCACGGCAUCACCGACGACGAGAUGUCUCGCAAAACUCUCCGGCUGUCGGUGAGUGACGAGGACAAGUUUGGACACAAUGAAUUCAUCGGAGAGACGCGAGUCGCUCUGAAGAAACUCAAGUUUAACCAGAAGAAGAGCUUCAGUGUUUGUUUAGAGCGAGCCAUCCCGGUGAAGAAGGCUGUGGGAGGACCGGCUCGUGGCAUGGCUGUCUAUGAGGAUGACCAGAAUGAAGGUGAGGACUCAGAGGAGAGGGGGCGUAUCCUGGUGUCGCUGACGUACAACAGCCAGCUGGGUCGUCUGAUGGUAGGCGUGGUCCGCUGUGCUCACCUGGCUGCCAUGGACUCCAACGGAUACUCCGACCCGUUUGUCAAAGUAUGUCUGAAACCAGAUAUGGGGAAGAAAGCUAAAAACAAGACACAGAUCAAAAAGAAGACCCUGAAUCCAGAGUUUAACGAGGAGUUCGGUUAUGAAAUAAAGCAUGGCGAGCUAGCCAAGAAAACUCUUGACAUCUCAGUCUGGGACUACGACAUGGGAAAAUCCAAUGAUUUCAUUGGAGGAUGUCAGUUGGGCAUCCAGGCUAAAGGAGAGUGUUUGAAGCACUGGUACGAAUGCCUCAAGAACAAAGACAAGAAGAUCGAGCGCUGGCAUGUUCUGCUAAAUGACAACACCGUCCAGUUUGAGGAUUAAAACAUCUUCUUUCCUCUUCUAUGUAUUUUAUUUCUGUAUCAUCUCCCCCCUCCUGUAGAAUAUUGUCUUCCAGUGAGCACGGGUAGACAGAUAUUAUCCUCUUGCUUUUACGUCCCCGAAGUGUAAGGCUACAUUUCCAACAGUUUUCAGGUGACCAACAUGGAUGUUGACCUUUUUAAAUAAGGAACUAAACUAAACCAUCGUCACUCCCAUCACAUGAUAAACAAACCUUCACCUGACAUGAUAACGAUUGAACACAGAGCGAUAUAUUUUAUGGAGACGAUAAAACCCUCGUGAUCAUUGUCAUUAACGCGGUAUGUUGUAAUGAAGUGUGCCUCCACGCUCGAACCCAACACGGGGGAUUUCCCACUUUUCUGUCUCUGCCCACGUUGUCCUCUUGUUGAUCUGUGCUCCUCCUGUCAUACGGGAUCAUGUAACGUGUUAUCAGCUGAUCUAUGUGACCACGUCGUUCGAGUGCUUGCAUCAACAAAACAUUCAUUUCACUUGUGUUAUUGUGCAUCAUGCAUAUGGUAAAUAUUAAAAUGGGACACUUGAAGAUGUUUGAACAAAUUCAUUCUCUUCUGGAGAAAUCCAACGGCCUAAAAUGCUUCUGCAUGACGUUUUAAUUAUGAAGAACAAAUUUGAUUAAGCGCACUUCCUCCAGAAACACGUUUGAUGCCAGUUUAUCGGUGUUUUCAGCUACAUAACCAACAUGUUGCUCUCUGUAUUCAUAUUGAUGCAUGUCAUAUUGUAGCACACAAUAAAUAAAGACAUCAUGGCACUUCC